AUGUCAUCGCCUCGACUGCAGGAGUGUGAGACCAGAGAGGAGGAAGAGGAGCAGGAGGAGCAGGAGAAGGCAUGUUGGUCCCUGAGUCAUGCAUUUGAGUCCACCAGAAUUGUGUCUGAGGUCGUGACGGACCGAACUGACCAAGACCUCACCGAGCGUCAGGAGGAGUUCCAAGCCUUCGUCACCUGUCAAAUUAACCACCUUGUGGGGCAACUACACCAAGUCCUCACUCACCUGGGGACGGCACCUUCAGCGACACCAACUGCGGAGAAUCCUGUAGCUGCACCAACCAUUAGCCAGACGGCUCCCUUGUCUCUGCGUUUGGCCUCCCUGGACAAGUUUUCAGGGGACUCAGGAUCUACAAGCCUUCAUAGCCAUGUCAGCUCUGGGCCGGAGAGAGCGGCCAUGGACGAGUACAUCACCUCCUCGCUGAAGGCUGGAAUAAUUUUUCCGUCCUCCUCUCCAGCUGGUGCAGGCUUCUUUUUCGUGGUCCUUCAGAAGCUGUUGGAGAAUCAACUGUACAUAAAGACCGAGAAAUGUGAGUUUCAUGCAGCCACUGUCAGUUUCCUGGGCUACAUCGUCACAGCAAACCAGCUACAGAUGUACCCGGCUAAGGUCAGUGCUGUGGCCAAUUGGCCAACUCUGGACAGCCGGAAAAAGAACCGGUUCCACCUGCAGAUGGUGACAGGAAUUCCCGAGUCCGGUCUGUCCGACCUGCUGCUGACAGUUCUGCAGCGGUCUGGUUGGAGGGAGGGUACUGCAGUUCUGUGUCGGGGCUGGGAGGAGUCUCAGGGUCUCCUGCGGCUCCUGGAUGGUCAGAUGGCAUCAUGGGACAGCGGGGGUGGGGCCACCUGGCACCUGCGUGCCAUCCUCAACCUGACACAGUCGGCACACGACGACACUCAGAUCCACGACUUCCUGUCCCGACACUUCAGACAGAACCAGCCCUCGCCGGUGUCGGUGGUACUGUUCGGAGCCGACCCGCAGUGUGCAGCAGCAGUGCUGCGUAGUGCUCAGGACCUGGGCCUCACAUUACCUAUGGUGCACUGGGUGCUGGGCCAGCCACUCAGCCCAGACGCGCUGCACGCCAUCGGGUUACCGCUCGGCCUCCUGGCCUACGGAGAGGUGGAGAGGAAACCUCUAGAGUUCUACGUCAGAGACGCCCUGCAGCUCGUCACCAGGGCCGUCGCCGCAGCAACCGUGGUGAGACCAGACCUGGCUCUGAUCCAGAAUAUGGUGAACUGCUACGACAAACCCAACAAACUUGAGGUUCCGUCGUCAGGGCAGUACCUUUCCAGGUUCUUGUCCAACACGUCUUUCUACGGUCUGACGGGUCCAGUCCGAGUCCACCAGAACCUAUCUCAGGUACUCACCUCGCAGCGUUUCCACAUCUGGAGCCUGCGGCGGGAUGCGCUGGGUCAGCCCACCUGGGUGACGGUGGGGAGCUGGGAGGGAGGCCAACUGCAAGUGGAGGACCAGGCAGUCUGGCAGGGACCCAAACCUCGCCACCGGACAGAAGGGACAGGCGGGAGGACCAGGGGGCGCUGGAGGGCAGGGAUGCCAGUGGCGGGGAGUCGGGUCCGGGUGGUGACUUUGGUGGAACAUCCGUUUGUGUUCACGCGGGACGUGGACGACGAGGGCAGCUGCCCAGCUGGGCAGUACUGCCUGGAUGCCAGCACCAACAGCUCGGAGACUCUGGAGAGGUUCUUCAGGGAGGUGGCGGGGGGGAACGGCAGCUUCCUGCCCGCAGAGUACAGCAAGUGUUGUUACGGAUACUGCAUCGACCUGCUGGAGAAGCUGGCAGAGGACCUGGACUUCGAGUUCGACCUUUAUAUCGUUGGAGAUGGGAAGUACGGCGCGUGGAAGGGGGGGCGGUGGACUGGGCUGGUGGGGGAUCUUCUGAACGGACUGGCAGACAUGGCUGUCACCUCCUUUAGCAUUAACUCAGCACGGAGCCGGGUGAUCGACUUCACAUCACCCUUCUUCUCCACCAGCCUAGGCAUCCUGGUGCGUAGCAAGGACACAGCGGCCCCCAUCGGAGCCUUCAUGUGGCCCCUGCACUGGUCCAUGUGGGUGGGCAUCUUCCUGGCACUGCACAUCACAGCGCUCUUCCUUACGCUGUAUGAGUGGAAGAGUCCAUACGGCAUGACGCCUCACGGACGCAACAGGGUCAGGGUGUUUUCGUACUCCUCGGCUCUCAACCUGUGCUAUGCCAUCCUGUUCGGACGCACCGUCUCCUCCAAGACACCAAAGUGCUGGACGGGUCGGUUUCUAAUGAACCUGUGGGCCAUCUUCUGCCUGCUGGUGCUGUCCAGCUACACAGCCAACCUCGCCGCCGUCAUGGUGGGGGAGAAGACCUUUGAGGAGGUGUCAGGGAUCCACGACGCCAAGCUGCAUCAGACAGAUCCUCCUCAUCUCGACGCCUUCAUCAUGGACAAAGCGCUGCUCGACUACGAAGUUUCCAUCGACGCCGACUGUAAACUGGCGACUGUUGGGAAACCGUUUGCCAUCGAAGGUUAUGGAAUUGGACUGCCUCAGAACUCCCCUCUGACCUCCAAUGUCUCAGAGUUCAUCAGCAGAUAUAAAUCAGAAGGAUUUAUGGACCUGCUGCACGACAAGUGGUACAAAGUAGUUCCAUGUGGGAACCGAGUGUUCGCCGUCACCGAGGACCCACCCACUGCCCCCCCGCCACCGCCUCAGCCCGGCGAGCUGCAGGAGCUGCAGGAGCAGAUCGAACAGAUGAGGGAGAAGCUGAGGACAGCCCUGGCCAGGAGGGCUGAGAUCCAGACCACUUUGGCUAAACCUGUCCCCACGGUUACAAAUGACCCGCCUCCAGUUACCACGACAACAUUGAUAGGUGCCCCGCCCACCUUCACCCCGCCCACUGUCACCCCAAUAACACCCCUCCCUGCCAACACAAAGUGUGUGACAACCAUGACAGACCCGCCUCACAAAGUCUUGUCCAAAGUUCGGCCCUUCAACAGCAGACUGACCAAUCAGAGGAGGUGA
Molecule: messenger RNA, 3009 nt
Organism: Morone saxatilis (striped sea-bass)
Lineage: Eukaryota; Metazoa; Chordata; Actinopteri; Moronidae
Product: glutamate receptor ionotropic, NMDA 3A-like
Exons: 12
Coding region: 1-3009 (1002 amino acids)
Biological process (GO): synaptic transmission, glutamatergic; modulation of chemical synaptic transmission; monoatomic ion transport
Cellular component (GO): plasma membrane; postsynaptic membrane
Molecular function (GO): transmitter-gated monoatomic ion channel activity involved in regulation of postsynaptic membrane potential; NMDA glutamate receptor activity
Source: RefSeq, a predicted model, not a curated record